UCAGAGCAAUGGUUGGUCAGUGACCAAGUUUUUAGUAUAAUAUAUAUUCUAAUACUUACUGAUACUCGAUAUGUGUAAGUAGCACUAUCGAGCUGUUGUUUGAUAAGAGUUGUUGGCUGUUUGGAGAUUCAGGAAAAUGGUUGCCGGAAGGAAUGAUGAAGCUAUCGCUGAGGCAUUGGCAAUGUUGGUUGGCGCCAUUGGGCAAGGUCAGCAAGCGAACCUUGGGAACCAUAAUCAGGAUGAAUUCCGUGCUUUGGGAAAGUUUCAGAGGAACAAUCCGCCAACCUUUGAAGGAGCAUACGACCCUGACAAAGCACAGGCAUGGCUGAAAGCAAUUGAGAAGAUCUUUCGAGUCAUGAAUUGUACUGACGCGCAGAAGGUGCAGUUUGGCACCCAUAUGCUUGAGAAAGAAGCUGAAGAUUGGUGGGACAACACUGUUCAGAGGUUUGAAGGUGAUGGGAUGGAGAUUACUUGGGAUCUUUUCAAGGGUGCAUUUCUGGAGAAGUACUAUCCAGAAGAUGUGCGUGGAAAGAAGGAAAUUGAGUUUCUUGAACUCAAGCAGGGUAAUGGAACCGUGGCGGAGUAUGCUACAAAGUUUGAGGAAUUGAUUAAGUUUUGUCCCCACUACAAUACUGCCGAAGCUGAGAGAUCUAAGUGUAACAAGUUUGUGAAUGGUUUGAGACCUGAGAUCAAGAAGGUUGUGGGAUAUCAACAGAUUAUCCGAUUUUCUGACCUGGUUAACAGGAGUAGGAUAUAUGAUGAGGAUAGCAGGGAAAGUGCUGCUCACUACAAGUCUUUGAAAGAGAAGAAAGAAAAGGGGCAAUUCAGAGGGAAACCGUAUGGGAAUCCUGUUGAUAACGGUAAACAAGAAGCUGGUAAUGACAAGAAGCCGAGUGGGGGAGGAGCUCCUAAUCCGGUUAGGUGCUACAAGUGUGGUGUUGAAGGACAUCGUUCUCCUGAAUGUCCCAAUUCAGAAGCAACAUGAUUUAAGUGUGGCAAGCUGGGCCACAAAUCCUUUGAGUGCCUAGAAGGUAAAACUGUGGCAUGCUACAGAUGUGGAGAGCAAGGUCACAUCAGUACUAAUUGUGACAAACCCAAGAAGGAUCCUGCAAGGGGGAAGGUGUUUGCUUUAUCUGGUGCUGAGACUACUGCUGAGGAUAGACUAAUUCGAAGUACGUGCUUUAUUAAUGGCACAUCUUUGAUUGCCAUUAUUAUUAUGGGUGUGAUGCAUUCUUUAUUUCAUUGGAGCUUGAGAGUCAGAUGAGAGAGUCCUACCCCGAAUUGUUCGUUUAAGGAAAUUUUCGAGGGCGAAAAUUCUUAAGUGGGGGAGAGUUGUAACACCCCGUUUUUAAUUAAAAUAAUGUUGGUAUUUUAUUUUAAUUAAGAUUAUAUUGUAUGGGGGUUUAAUAGGUGAUAUAUUAAUACUUUAAUGAAAUAAAAUAAUUUUUUUGUGAUGCUGAGUGUGUUUUAUGAAAUGGAAGAGAGCUAGGGGGUGAAAGUUAGGAUUAAAAAUAGAGACAAGGACUAGGAGAGAUUUUAGGAUUUUUAGUUUAGCCCUUGAGGAAUUAGGUUUAGAUGGUUUAAUAAGGAUGGGGAAGCAGCUAAAGAAAAAAAAAAAUAAGAAAGAAGAGGACGCGUGAAAGAAGGAGAAAAAAAAAAAGAAGAAGGUUGUGCGUGAAGUAGCAGGAAGAGAGGGAGAGCGGAUCGGCUUCGGAGAAUUCGAUCGGGAACGGGGAGCUGCACUCAAUCCAAAGGUAAGGGUGGGAUUUUGAGUUUCUAAUGGAAUUAUGGUGAAUGAUAUUAGGGAUUUGGGAGAUGUAGAAUUGUUUCUGUUAAUGAUGUUCUGGAAAUCUGAUUUGAAAUCCAUUGAUUUUGGGAUUCUCUUUUGUGUGAUUGAACGGGGUGAGGGCAGAACCAUAGUAUGCUAGGAGUUUUGGGUUGAGGUUCCCUUUUGAUUUUCUUUAUGAUCACGCACAUAAGGACUGUUAGGUAGCAUGCUUGUUAGGUUUUGUGUCUUGUUUGAUGAGAAACAACUUUAAUCACUUAUUUUGGAACAUAAAACGGACUGGUCAUUUUCCUGGUAUGAACCGUGACUUUCGAAGCCUUUUAGAGCCUGUUUAGAGUGCUCGAAUAAUGUUGCGUUGAACUGAGAAAGUGUAGGCCUUUGAAAGAGCUUUCUGGAGUGAUAUGGUACAUAAUUUUUGGUUGAGAGACGAGGUCUGUAAGUUCAGUUUAGUAAACCAUGUUUUUCUGCGCUCUGUAUCUGCUAUCUCUGCCAGUGAACUUCAACGUGAUUUUUUCACCUUGUUAAUGUGCCCAGAAAAUUCUUUGAUGAACUAGAAAGAGGUAAUUAGGAGGAGUAGUCUAUAGCCUUUAUUUCGAGUUGGAGUCCUUGCUCUGAUACGUAGCACUCGGGGGGAAAUGGACGCUUGUUUUCCUUCUGUUAUAAUUUGAAUUAAGUUGUUAUUUGAGAAGUUGUUUCUGUUUUAAGUUGUGGGCAAGAUACUAUGUUUUCUUUAAGUUUUAAAGACACUGGAUUCGCUGCAUAACUAUUUGUCAAAGUGAACUAGUUCAAAGACUAAUUAACUGUCACAAGAGCAUUUAAGUUUAUUUAUGAGUUCAUCUCAAAGUUUAUGUGCUAUGUAUCUGUUACAGGAGCAUUAUGAUAAUGUUUUAAGUGAUUAUGUAAU
Messenger RNA from Lotus japonicus, 2690 nucleotides. RefSeq lists its product as uncharacterized. The coding region runs from base 137 to 985 and encodes 282 amino acids. Lineage: Eukaryota; Viridiplantae; Streptophyta; Magnoliopsida; Fabales; Fabaceae. The record is from RefSeq and is a predicted model, not a curated record. Gene Ontology annotation, molecular function: nucleic acid binding; zinc ion binding. The transcript is spliced from 2 exons.